AAGAAGUUGGGUGAAUAUACAAACGACAUAACAAUGUCCAACUCCGAUUGCCUUCCCGACUACCCGCUCAACUCAGAUUUAGUGAGGAGAUUAAAGUCCGCCCUGGCCGCCAGCGAUGAGGAGAGAGUGAGGGACUUGCUCUGCACUGAAGUUGGGCAGGUGGACGCCGUGAUCGAACUGGCCAAUGACGACUGGAUGAAAGACCCGUCGGCUCAGCUGCCCCCCGGGGUGCUCCUAGGAGACCUGGACCGCCUUGAGGCCCUCAUGGACCAGUUCUUCCAGGAUGCCAACGUGGUGUUUGAGAUCAAGAAGGACGAGAUGGAGUGGCAGGUGAAAUCCUCAGCCACGUUUGGCCCGUCAGGCCUUUGGACCCUGGAGUACAAGCGGGAGCUCACCACGCCCCUGUGCAUCGCCGCGGCCCGUGGCCACACGGCCUGCGUGAGCCACCUGAUCGCCCGCGGCGCCCACCCCGACGCCAGCCCCGGCGGCCGCGGCGCCCUGCACGAGGCCUGCCUGGGGGGCCACACGGCCUGCGUCCAGCUGCUGCUGCGGCACCGCGCCGACCCCGACCUGCUCAGCGCCGAGGGCCUGGCGCCCCUGCACCUCUGCCGCACGGCCGCCUCGCUCGGACCUCGUGGCCCCUGCCUCGCCCACGGACCCAAUGGGUCCUCGGCCUCGCCCCUGCACGCUGACACCCAGACCCGGGACCCCGCCUCGGCCACCGCCACGGCCCUUGCGGUCCAUCAGAGCCCCGCGAUGGCCACAGCGCUCGCUCCACCCGGGUACCCCGCCCUGCCCUCGGCCACAGACCCUGGACCCCGACCCGCCCUUGGUCCCUACCCCGACCCCCACCACCAGACCCAGACCCCGGACCCCCGACCCGGUACCCGGACCCCCGGGCCCCACCUCGGGACCAGACCCGGGCCCGUGCUGGGGUCCUGGAAGUCCUGCAGCUCCGCGUCCAGCCCCGCGCUGUCCUUGCAGAGUGUCUGUCCCCGCGGGGUCCAGUGCGCGCAGGCGCUGCUGGAGCACGGCGCCUCGGUGCACGGCGCGAGCGGCGCGGGCGGGGACACGCCGCUGCACACGGCCGCCUGCGCGCCCCAGGCCGCGCCGCAGCGCACCGUGCAGGCGCUGCUCAACCACGGCUCGCCCACCGUGUGGCCCGACGCCUUCCCCAAGGUGCUGAAGACCUGCGCGCCAGUCCCUGCCGUCAUCGAGGUGCUCUUCAACUCCUACCCUCAACUCCGCGUGUCGGAGUCCUGGAAGGAGGUGAUUCCCGAAGAAGUGUUUCAGAUGCACCAGCCUUUCUACAAGUCUUUCUUUGCCUUGGCCCACACCCCACGCUGUCUGCAGCAUCUCUGCCGCUGUGCCAUACGGAAAUUAUUUGGCAAAAAGUGCUUUUACCUCAUACCCCUGCUACCAUUGCCGAAGUCCCUGCAAAAUUAUCUCCUUUUGGAGCCGGAGGGUGUUUUGCACUGAAAACCAGAGCAUUUGGACCAAGGCUCAUGUCCUCGUCUUUUCCUUCCCCAGCGGCUGUAUGGU
Ceratotherium simum simum (southern white rhinoceros) is the source of this 1542-nucleotide messenger RNA. Lineage: Eukaryota; Metazoa; Chordata; Mammalia; Perissodactyla; Rhinocerotidae. The record is from RefSeq and is a predicted model, not a curated record.